AUGACCACAACACCAGAAUUCGCCUAUGGCUCCGGACCGCCCAAACCCGUCCCACCGCAGAAACCCGAGGAGAUCGCACAAGGCAUAACAUUACUCCGACCCCUAUCACGAAAAGGCCAUGGACCCGGCUUAAUCAUUCUCGCACCACCACCAGCCCAAGAUAAUAACAAUCCAACAACUUCGCCCCCGGAGAUACAAAACGGCAUCCCCUCCCUCCGCAUGAAAUGGGCAGAAGAAGGCUAUUGCGUCGCACAGAUUCAACCUCAUGCCUCCUCCUCUUCUGCUUCGUCUUCUUCCAGUGCUCUGCAAAUUGCAGUCCAAGCUUUACAAGCCUGUGCCGAGUGUGAACCAAAGGAGCAAAUGGGAAUUAUUUGCUAUGAUUUUGAUAUAUGGUUCAGUGUUACACAUGCUGCUGCGGCUCUCCCAGAACAAAUCGUCGUCGCAGCUAUUUAUGCGCAUAUUUCGCAAUACCAACAUCUUGUAUCCUCUCCUCCUCCAGCCGAUGGUAGUAGUGGAAAUGGUAGCAAAGGUGUACUACCAACAAUAUAUCAUCUCGCUGGCACCACAUCAUCAUCUUCUGCAACCACCACACCAGCACCGAAAACAGCAGCAGCGCCCCCCAACAGCAAAAUCUACGAAUAUCCCUCAAUGGAAACUUCCUCGUUCGCGGUGCCGUUUAGCGAAGAAUUCGAUUAUGCGACCGAAGCGGUUUCGCAUUCGCGGAAUUUGGCAUUUGUGAAAAAAGUCAUGGGGGGACCGUAUUUUGAUUUGGAAUUGUUGUGGGAGGAACAUACGUUUUAUGAAUUUGGGAGCAGGAGUGUGGAGAAUACGAUGGCGACCAUGGUGGAGGAACCUUAUGUUAAUCAUGUUCCUACUCUCACGGGCGGAAUCGGACGUACGAAUCUCACCAAUUUCUAUCGCGAUCACUUCAUCUUUAGUAAUCCCGAGGAUACGACGUUGGAACUCAUCAGUCGUACGGUCGGUAUUGAUCGCGUCGUGGAUGAAUUUAUUUACAAAUUCACUUUUACCAAGACACCGGAUUGGCUUUUCCCCGGAAUCCCUCCAACACACCAAUUCGUCGAAAUCCCCAUGAUGGCCGUCGUCAACAUUCGCGGCGACCGUUUAUAUCACGAACACAUCACCUGGGAUCACGCCUCCGCUCUACGACAAAUCGGUGUGUUGCCGGAGAAAUUGCCGUUGACAAUCACAACUGAAGAAGAAGAAGAUGAUGAUGAUGAUGAGAAAAAGAAGAACAAAAAGUACGAAAUUACUUUACCCGUCGCGGGAAAAGAAACAGCAAUGAAGAUGCGAAAUAAGAAUUCGAUUCCGUCAAAUUCCAUGUUUGAGUAUCAGGCGAGGGAGAUUUAAAACUUGUGGUGGAGGUGAGGACACCAGGGAUUGGGGGGUUUGUCAUCAGAGGUGAUGAGGUGAUUUGAGAAGAAUGAG
Sphaerulina musiva SO2202 is the source of this 1446-nucleotide messenger RNA. RefSeq lists its product as uncharacterized. Gene Ontology annotation, biological process: polyketide metabolic process. The record is from RefSeq and is a predicted model, not a curated record. The transcript has 3 exons. NCBI's taxonomy places the organism in Eukaryota, Fungi, Ascomycota, Dothideomycetes, Mycosphaerellales, Mycosphaerellaceae. Bases 1 to 1368 code for a protein of 455 amino acids.